Messenger RNA from Coffea eugenioides, 5631 nucleotides. RefSeq names its product 187-kDa microtubule-associated protein AIR9. The transcript has 38 exons. Gene Ontology annotation, molecular function: protein binding. Bases 226 to 5451 code for a protein of 1741 amino acids. NCBI's taxonomy places the organism in Eukaryota, Viridiplantae, Streptophyta, Magnoliopsida, Gentianales, Rubiaceae. The record is from RefSeq and is a predicted model, not a curated record. Gene Ontology annotation, cellular component: plasmodesma; plasma membrane.
CGAGAGUGGGACUGUUUUGUUUCCCUUUAUUAAAAUGUUUCUUGUUCUCUGCUUCAAACAGUGAAGCCCUUCAAGAAAAGUAAGUAAAAAUGGUCCAAAUGUAGUUGAACUGCAGCUUUUUCUUGAGCUUCUUGCUUACCACUGCAUCAGAUCUGUUCUGCAUUUUUGAUUGGAUUGGAUAACUUGGUUUUGGAGGCUCCUCGGGCUUGAAUCCUGUGAACACUAAUGGAGGAGCCAUUAGUUCGAUCUACUGAUGAUUCAGUGGAGAAGUCGCUAAAUUCUGAGAUAGAGAAGUCAUUGUCGGUGGAUAAUUUUGAGGAAAUGUCUCAAGAAUCAGAGUCUGUGAAUCCAUCAUCUGCUGAGAGUGUUAAAAGAGCGUCAAAAUGUGCCAAACCAAAUGCUUCAACACUGCCAAAGGGCACUGGUCGUAUUGGGAUAGCAAAAAGGAAGACUGAAGUCAAGAAUGGUUCAGUUGCUAAUUCAACAACUGCAAUAAGAUCAACUUUGACUAGGCCAACUAUAAGUAGUGUGACACGGAGCUUGGGUUCUGUGCCAGUUGUUAGGAGGAAUAGCACUGGUGGUUUAGCUGAAAAACAACCAAUAUCAUCGCUGACAAAACGGCAGGAUGGUGGUGUUUCUUCAGUGGCUGGUAGGAAGACUAGUUCUUCGGUCUCAGAAACAGUAAGGCGGUCCCUUCCAGAGAUUCGGAGGAGCUCAUUGCCUUCUGUUGGUACUGGAGCUACCAAUAGGACCAGCAUUUCAGAUAUUAGAAAGUCAGUUCCUGUAUCCACUGUUACUAGAAGUCCAAGAAGCUCAUCAACUUCUGAUGCAAGCAAGCAUGAAUAUCUAAAAAAAACUCCUGUCAGGCCAUCUCUGCCUUCAGUUUCAUCCACUAAGAAGGUUGCUUCUACAUCACUUGAUAGUACUGGCAGCAGCUCUGUGGUUAGAAAAGCGGUUGGAAAAAUCUCUUCUCCAACUGUUCGGACGCCAACAACUGGAUCUAAAGGUGGGUCAUUUUCAACAUCAUUUGAUAAGAGUUCGAAUUUGUCUAGUCGCAAGAAGGCCGGGACUCCUGAAAGUCGAGAUUCACGGCUUAUUAUGCUUCCUCAAGUGGAAAACAAAGCUGGUGAUGAUGUGAGAUUGGAUCUUAGAGGCCACAAAAUACGUAGUCUGAACAGCAGUGGGCUGAACUUGUCCUCAAGUUUGGAGUUUGUUUAUCUCCGGGACAAUCUCUUGUCUACGUUGGAUGGCAUCAAAAUACUGAAGCGAGUAAAGGUUCUUGAUUUGAGCUUCAAUGAUUUCAAAGGGCCUGGUUUUGAACCACUUGAGAAUUGCAAAGUGCUACAGCAACUGUAUCUUGCUGGGAACCAGAUUACAUCAUUAGUUAGUCUCCCUGAGCUUCCUAAUUUGGAGUUUCUUUCUAUUGCUCAAAACAAAUUAAAGUCUCUGGCUAUGGCAAGCCAACCUCGGCUACAGGUAUUAGCUGCCAGUAAAAACAAAAUAUCAACGUUGAAGGGCUUCCCACAUUUACCAGUCCUUGAGCAUUUGCGAGUGGAGGAGAAUCCUAUUCUUAAGAUGCCUCAUCUAGAAGCAGCUUCUGUUUUGCUUGUUGGUCCAACAUUGAAAAAGUUCAAUGACAGAGAUCUUUCACGUGAGGAAGUUGUGCUUGCAAAACGCUAUCCUGCUCAUACAGCUGUGUGCAUUAGAGGUGGUUGGGAAUUUUGCCGUCCAGACCAAGCUGUUGAUUCAGCAUUUCGAUUUUUGCUUGAACAAUGGAAAGAACAACUUCCACCAGGAUUCCUGUUAAGAGGAGCCUCAGUUGAGCAACCAUUUGAAGAAGAUCCCUGCUGCUGUAACUUUGAUUUUGUCAAAGAUGAAUGUGCAAGUACUGAUGCAGAAUUAUUCUUAAAAUACCAGUGGUUUAUAGGAGACAAGACUCCAUCAAACUUCAGAGCAAUUCCUGGUGCAACUGAAAAGGUAUAUUGGCCAAAACGUGAGGAGGUCAAUAGAAUUCUGAAGGUGGAGUGUACACCUAUCUUGGCAGACACUGAAUACCCCUCAAUUUUUGCAAUAUCUUUCCCAGUUUCUCCUGGAACUAGGCAUCCAAAGGUUUUAAAGACUGCCAUCCAGGGAGAUCUUGUUGAAGGAAACACUAUUAGGGGAUAUGCUGAAGUUGCCUGGUGUGGUGGGACUCCAGGAAAGGGAGUUUCUAGUUGGUUGAGAAGAAGAUGGAAUAGCAGUCCUGUGGUAAUUGUUGGUGCAGAAGGCGAGGAAUAUUGUUUGACUCUUGAUGAUGUUGAGUCUUGUUUGGUUUAUAUGUAUACUCCUGUUACUGAAGAAGGUGCUAAAGGGGAACCUCAGUAUGCAAUAACGGAUCAUGUAAAAGCAGCUCCUCCAUCAGUGAGCAAUGUGCAAAUAAUUGGAGAUGUGGUGGAGGGAAAUAUGAUCAAAGGAAUUGGACAGUACUUUGGAGGAAGAGAAGGUCCCAGCAAGUAUGAGUGGUUACGAGAGGACAAGGAUAUUGGAGUACCUGUAUUGGUAUCAACUGGUACAAAUGAGUAUACACUAAUGAAAGAAGAUAUUGGCCGGCAUUUGACAUUUGUAUACCUACCCGUGAAUUUUGAAGGGCAGGAAGGAAAGCCAGUGUCAACAAUCUCCCAAAUGGUUAAGCGGGCUCCCCCAAAAGUAACCAAUGUGAAAAUAAUUGGUGAACUAAAGGAAGGAAGUAAGGUUACUGUUACUGGAAUUGUCACUGGAGGAACUGAAGGGUCUAGCAGGGUUCAGUGGUUUAAAACCUCCUCCCUGACUUUUCAGGGAGAAAAUGGUCUUGAAGCAUUAAGCACCUCUAAAAUUGCAAAGGCAUUUAGGAUUCCUUUGGGAGCUGUGGGCCACUAUAUUGUUGCAAAAUUUACUCCAAUGACACCUGAUGGUGAAGCAGGUGAACCAGCAUAUGUUCUGGCUGAAAGAGCUGUGGAAACUCUUCCACCUAGCCUAAAUUUCUUGUCCAUAACGGGUGAUUACUCCGAAGAUGGCAUAUUGACAGCGUCAUAUGGAUAUAUUGGUGGUCAUGAGGGAAAAAGUAUCUAUAAUUGGUAUCUUCAUGAGGCUGAAAAUGAAUUGGGUUCUUUGAUAGCUGAGCUCUCUGGUCAUUUACAGUAUCGUAUCACUAAAGAUGCUAUUGGUAAAUUCAUAUCCUUUACAUGUACACCUGUUCGUGAUGACGGAACUGUGGGCGAGUCAAGAACUUGCUUUGGGCAGGAACGUGUUCGUCCUGGAAGCCCGAGAUUGCUUUCUUUACGGAUAGUAGGAAGUGCGAUUGAGGGCACCACACUAGAGGUUGAAAAGAAAUACUGGGGUGGUGACGAGGGAGACUCUGUUUUCCGCUGGAUCCGGACUAGUUCAGAUGGCACCCGCUAUGAAAUUUGUGGUGCCACUACUCCAUCAUACAUGCUAUCCCUGGAUGAUAUUGGUUUUUUCAUAUCAGUUUCAUGUGAGCCUGUCCGAAGUGAUUGGGCCCGUGGGCCUAUCGUACUCUCUGAACAAGUUGGACCAAUUGUUGCUGGCCCACCAACCUGCCACUCACUCGAAUUUCUUGGAUCCCUAGUGGAAGGGGAGCAUUUGAGCUGCGGUGCUUCUUAUAGUGGAGGGGAGAAAGGAGAUUGCCUGUGUGAGUGGUUUAGAGUGAAGAACAAUGGAGUCAGAGAAAAACUAAAAGCUGGCGAGUUUCUUGAUUUGUCAAUUGAUGAUGUUGGAGAGUGCAUUCAACUUAUAUACACCCCUGUGCGGCAUGACGGAAUGCAUGGAAACCCUGUGAUUUUGACGUCUGAUCCAAUUGCUCCUGGGGAUCCCGUUGGCUUUGACUUGGUAAUUCCUGAUUGCUGUGAGGCCAAGAUGGUUGUUCCCCAGAAGAGAUACAUUGGAGGAAAAGAAGGUAUUGGGGAGUACAUUUGGUACAGAACGAAGAGUAUGCUUCAUGCAUCUACUCUUAUGGACAUGACUGAUGCCACCGACGAUGUUUGUAUAUGUGGCAAGACAUUGUCAUAUACUCCAUCGAUUGAAGACGUUGGAGCUUAUUUAGCGCUGUAUUGGCUUCCAACGAGGGCGGAUGGCAAAGUUGGAAAACCACUGGUAUCACUUUGUGAUUCUCCAGUGUCUCCAGCUUUCCCGGUACUUUCCAAUGUUCGUGUGAAAGAGGUGUCUACUGGAAUCUACCUUGGUGAAGGAGAAUAUUUUGGUGGAUAUGAAGGAUCGAGUUUGUUUAGCUGGUAUAGAGAAACAGAUGAUGGAACAAUUGCUCUGAUUAGUGGAGCUAACUCCAAAACUUAUGAAGUCACAGAUGAAGAUUACAAUUGCCGUCUGCUGUUUGGGUAUACCCCGGUACGUUUGGACUCAGUUGUUGGAGAACUUAGAUUAUCUGAGGCAACAGAUGUAAUUCUCCCUGAGCUUCCAACAAUUGAGAUGCUUGUGCUGACUGGCAAGGCUGUUGAAGGAGAUCUGCUAACUGCUAUUGAAGUUAUGCCAAAAAGCGAAAGUCAACAGAAAGUCUGGGCGAAGUACAAGAAAGAUGCCAGAUACCAGUGGUUUUGUUCCUCAGAAGUGAUGAAUAGUAGGUCUUUUGAACCACUUCCAUCACAACAAUCAUGCUCCUAUAAGGUGCGGUUUGAAGACAUUGGUCGCUGCCUGAGGUGUGAAUGCAUUGUGACUGACGUUUUUGGAAGAUCUAGUGAACCUGCUUAUGCUGAAACUGAUUUUGUUGUGCCAGGGAUUCCUAGAGUGGAUAAGCUGGAGAUUGAGGGUAGAGGUUUCCAUACCAACUUGUAUGCUGUACGUGGCGUUUAUAGUGGAGGAAAGGAGGGCAAAAGUAAAAUCCAGUGGCUUAGGUCGAUGAUUGGAAGUCCUGACCUCAUUUCUAUUCCUGGGGAGACUGGAAGGAUGUACGAAGCUAAUGUGGAUGAUGUGGGCUACAGGCUGGUAGCAGUUUAUACUCCCGUUCGUGAAGAUGGAGUAGAGGGGCAUCCUUCUUCUGUAUCAACGGAGCCCAUUGGAGUUGAACCAGACGUUCUUAAAGACGUGAAGAUGAAGCUCGAUCUUGGAUCCGUAAAGUUUGAGGUGUUGUGUGACAAGGAUCGAUCUACUAAAAAGGAUCCUGGACUUGGAAAUUUGGAAAGAAGAAUUUUGGAAGUCAAUAGAAAGAGAGUAAAGGUCGUGAAGCCGGGUUCUAAAACUUCAUUUCCAACUACUGAAGUUCGGGGAAGUUAUGCCCCACCUUUCCAUGUGGAGCUAUUCAGAAAUGAUCAGCAUAGACUCAAAAUUGUUGUAGACAGUGAGAAUGAAGUGGAUUUGAUGGUGCAGACACGGCAUUUGCGAGAUGUUAUCGUUCUUGUCAUCAGAGGCCUUGCCCAGCGAUUUAAUGGUACAUCUCUUAAUUCUCUGCUCAAAAUAGAUAAUUAGUUUUCAUCUCAUGAAUGUAAAUGAUUUCAGAAUAGUUGUAAAAGGAUCAAUUUUACACUCCCUAUACAUCGUUUCUACAACUCUGUUUGAGGAUUGGUUUGUUGUAUAAAACACCUGUUCAUCAUUGUAGUUGUACAUUUUUGUGUAAGAUAUACUGUUCUCUAAUGGUGCAUUUCCUCA